Rattus norvegicus (Norway rat) is the source of this 1888-nucleotide messenger RNA. It is a transcript of the gene Sae1, whose product is annotated as SUMO1 activating enzyme subunit 1. The record is from RefSeq and is marked provisional. Gene Ontology annotation, molecular function: SUMO activating enzyme activity; ubiquitin-like modifier activating enzyme activity; ATP-dependent protein binding. Gene Ontology annotation, biological process: positive regulation of protein sumoylation; protein sumoylation. The transcript has 9 exons. NCBI's taxonomy places the organism in Eukaryota, Metazoa, Chordata, Mammalia, Rodentia, Muridae. The coding region runs from base 41 to 1090 and encodes 349 amino acids. Gene Ontology annotation, cellular component: SUMO activating enzyme complex; cytosol; nucleoplasm.
GUUAGCGAGAGCGGGAUCGGGUGAGCUGAAAGCCGGCGCCAUGGUGGAGAAGGAGGAGGUCAGCGGCGGCGGCGGCGGCAUCAGCGAGGAGGAGGCAGCGCAGUAUGACCGACAGAUCCGCCUGUGGGGACUGGAGGCUCAGAAGCGGCUUCGAGCUUCUCGGGUACUGAUUGUCGGCAUGAAAGGACUUGGGGCUGAAAUCGCCAAGAACCUUAUCCUGGCAGGAGUGAAAGGGCUCACCAUGCUGGACCAUGAACAGGUAUCUCCAGAAGACCUUGGAGCUCAGUUCUUGAUUCGAACUGGGUCUGUGGGCCAAAACAGGGCCGAGGCCUCUUUGGAACGAGCCCAGAAUCUCAACCCCAUGGUGGAUGUAAAGGUGGACACUGAGGAUAUAGAGAAGAAGCCAGAGUCCUUCUUCACAGAGUUUGAUGCGGUGUGCCUGACUUGCUGCUCCAAAGAUGUCAUCAUUAAAGUCGACCAGAUCUGUCACAGAAAUAGCAUCAAGUUCUUCACAGGAGAUGUCUUUGGGUACCAUGGGUACACCUUUGCAAAUCUUGGAGAGCAUGAAUUUGUAGAAGAGAAAACCAAAGUUACCAAAGUCAGCCAAGGAGUGGAAGAUGGACCUGAUGCCAAGAGAGCAAAGCUUGACUCAUCGGAGACCACCAUGGUCAAAAAGAAAGUGCUUUUCUGCCCUGUAAAGGAAGCGCUAGCAGUGGACUGGAGUGGAGAGAAAGCCCAGGCUGCCCUGAAGCGCACUGCCCCAGACUACUUUCUGCUGCAAGUGUUGCUGAAGUUCCGCACGGAUAAAGGGAGAGACCCUACUUCUGACAGCUACAGCGAGGAUGCCGAGCUGCUGCUGCAGAUACGCAAUGACGUGUUUGACUCGCUGGGCGUCAGUCCUGACCUGCUUCCCGAUGACUUUGUCAGGUACUGCUUCUCUGAGAUGGCCCCAGUAUGUGCUGUGGUUGGAGGAAUCUUGGCACAGGAAAUUGUGAAGGCCCUGUCUCAAAGGGACCCUCCUCACAACAACUUCUUCUUCUUCGAUGGCAUGAAGGGGAGUGGAAUUGUGGAGUGCCUUGGUCCCCAGUGAGCCUGAGGUGUGUGCAACGCCACUGAGUCACCUAUCCUCUCUAUGAAGGCAUGUCUGGAUCGUUUUUUUCUAGAGCAAGAAGACGAGGUUUCAUCCCAAGUUUGUCCUAGCAGCUAUCGGGGACCUGCUGGCUCCCGCGUGUGAUAGUCACAAGGCUCCCCUCUGGCACUGGGGACUGACAACACCUGGGAAGAGCAUCAUGCUUCGUGGUGUCAGAGUUUCUUCUCACCCUUUGGACUUCUUUCUAUAGGUCAACAGAGAGGAGCAGGACAUGGGUGGGGACCCCAGGCCCAGAGACUCUGAAACCCAAUGGAUUAUACUUCUGCCUGGAGAACUGAGAGCAGCCCUCUUCUUGGCCCUUCCUCAGUCUGUAUCCUGGGUUUUGUAAGGGACGCACCCAGUUGUCAUGUCUUUUGGUUGUCAGCCUUUAAUGACCAAGCUGUCUUUUCACCCCAAACAGUUUAUUUCUAAAAGGUAGAUUUAAUGCUAGGGGCCGUUAUGCAGCUUGUAAUCCUAGAAAUUGGGAUGCCAGGGCAGGAGGGUUGCUGUAAAUCAAGGCCAACAGGUCUAUAAAAUGUACCGAGAACCCCUCUCAGAAUAUAAUCAAAGACAUAUUCCAGAGUUAGGGUGGGCCACUAUCACCAUGUCCCCCAGUUCCUCAUAUUGGGAGCCAGGUCCUCUGAGGGGAGGGCCGAGUUGGCUUGGUCUUCCUUCUAGGGUAUGGGGGCAACGCGUCUAGAUUGUAGAUUCCCUUGGUUGUUCAUAAGGAAUGAUAAUAAAGUGCAUCCUCUCAAGCUU